AUGGCAGUGUCUGUGUCCAGAAAAAGACUAAAAUCAUCAUCUAGAAAUCUAGCAGCCAAACAAUCUUACUUUGGCCUGACAAUCCUCUACAACUUUCUUAGUAGAAUUUCUGCUUUGGUCUUCCUCAUAAUCCUUAUCUACAUGUGGUCUUCCUUCUCCACCUUAAUAACAGGAAACAUCAUUCAUGUUUGCUUUUCCACAAGGAAGGUCAAUAACCUCUAUUGUCUGUCUGCAGGUACUCGCCCUUCCUUUGAAAUGCCAACUUCCACAAACAAUAAUAGUUCUAUUAUUAAUCCUGGAACUGAUCAGGGUAAUGCAACUACUGAACCACUCAAGUUUCCAGAUACCCCAUAUCUGGUUACUACUAGUAGUACAAUGGAUAUCAAUGAUACAGAUGAGAGGGUUGCAAAUGCUGUUAAGGUCGUUGAGGAACAAUUGCAGGUACAUAGAUCCUGGAGGUCAAAGUCAAAUAAAAACUAUGCAACUUGUGAUGGUAAAGGAAUAUAUGUGUAUGACUUGCCAUCCAAGUUUAACAAGGACUUGAUGGGUCAAUGUCAUGACAUGGUUCCGUGGCAGGACUUCUGCAGCUAUUUGAGUAACGAGGGGUUGGGUGAGCCAAUGGCCAAUCUUGGCAAAGGAUGGUACAAAACUCAUCAGUACGCACUUGAACUCAUAUUUCAUUCGAGAGUCUUGAGGCAUCCAUGCAGGGUUUAUGAUGAAACAGUUGCAAAGCUCUUUUAUGUCCCAUUCUAUGGCGGUUUGGAUAUCUUGCGAUGGCAUUUCAAGAACGUGUCAAAUGAUGUGAAGGACAGUUUAAGUCUGGAAUUGGUGAAGUGGCUCGAGAGACAAGGACCGUGGAAAAGAAAUUCAGGUAAGGAUCAUGUGUUUGUGUUGGGUAAGAUUUCGUGGGAUUUUAGGAGGAGCAGUGAGUCUCCUUGGGGUACUAGAUUGUUAGAGUUUGACAAAAUGCAAAACCCGAUUAAGCUCUUGAUUGAAAGACAACCUUGGCACCUCAAUGACAUUGGAAUUCCUCACCCAACUAAUUUCCACCCUCAUUCAGACAAUGAUAUAAUCUCUUGGCAACUGAAAAUCAUUAGAUCAAACCGCAAAAACCUUGUCGGUUUUGCUGGAGCAGCACGGGCCAAUGCAGAGGACAACACAAGGUCAACAUUAAUCCACCAAUGCACUUCAUUAGGGAAUGGCAAAUGCCAUUUUAUGAAUUGCAGUUCUGUCAAGUGUGAUGAGGCUGAGUCAGUUAUAAAACUUUUUGUGGAGUCUGAGUUUUGCCUUCAGCCCCCAGGAGAUAGUCCAACAAGAAAAUCUGUUUUUGAUUCGCUCAUAUCAGGUUGCAUCCCUGUUCUCUUUGAUCCUUUCACGGCUUAUUACCAAUAUCCCUGGCACUUGCCCCAUGACCAUGAUAAGUACUCUGUGUUUGUGGACAAAAAAGAGGUGACACAAAUGAAUGUGAACGUGGUGGAGAGGCUAGCCAACAUUUCGUUGAGAGAGAGAGAAAACAUGAGAAGAUAUAUUGUGUAUGAACUGUUGCCUGGAUUGGUAUAUGGGGAUUACAACGCUGAGCCUGACAAGUUUGAGGAUGCGUUUGCCAUUGCGAUGAAUAAUCUGCUUGAGAGGGUUAUCACAUUAGACCAACCACACAAAGAUUGA
Molecule: messenger RNA, 1665 nt
Organism: Sphenostylis stenocarpa
Lineage: Eukaryota; Viridiplantae; Streptophyta; Magnoliopsida; Fabales; Fabaceae
Source: the annotation of a GenBank genome assembly